AUGCGAUCCCCGUACUCCUCUAUCUUGGGGUUGUGGUACGCAUUCGUGGAUGCCGGCGGAGUACUCAUAUGCGUUGUGUUGGGGAGGAGGCCCGGCAGGUGUUCCAGACCACUACUCCUCGGUGUGGGCAGGAUCAAUCCACUUCUGUCAGCCAGACACUCCAAGGAUCCCGACUUGCCUGUCGAGGGAUUCACAUGGGUCACGUGUGGGUCCGUCUCGACAAGCGUGGCGAGUGAUUGGUGCCAUCACUGGCUUCAGGCCCUCCGUUGCCUUGAGGGGUCCUUCGAGACCGGCCAGGAAGGAGGCCUCCUGCUCCUCUGUGCUCCUACACCCAAUGGUGACCGUCGAACCAUAGCACUUCCUAGGCCUGUCGCCUCUGUGACUAUCCUCGCCGCGUCACUGUUGUCGGCAUGGGCACUGAGUGGGGUAUCUCCUCAGCUCCCGAUGAGCAGGUUCUGUCCCCCGCAGCACAGAAGCAUGCUCAGGGUCCCGAGGGACCGAGUCCAGGAGUGCAGCGUGGCGCAGCCGGAGGAAGGCCUCGACGCAGCUCCUUGGAACUGUCUUGUGGAGCAAAUCAUGAUCGUCCGCUGA
Messenger RNA from Giardia duodenalis, 591 nucleotides. RefSeq lists its product as uncharacterized. Lineage: Eukaryota; Fornicata; Diplomonadida; Hexamitidae. The transcript has a single exon. Bases 1 to 591 code for a protein of 196 amino acids. The record is from RefSeq and is a predicted model, not a curated record.